Molecule: messenger RNA, 1841 nt
Organism: Pezoporus flaviventris
Lineage: Eukaryota; Metazoa; Chordata; Aves; Psittaciformes; Psittacidae
Gene: MPND
Product: MPN domain containing
Exons: 12
Coding region: 55-1602 (515 amino acids)
Biological process (GO): double-strand break repair
Cellular component (GO): BRISC complex; BRCA1-A complex
Molecular function (GO): polyubiquitin modification-dependent protein binding; metallopeptidase activity
Source: RefSeq, a predicted model, not a curated record
GGGCCGCCCAGUCACGUGCCGCCGGCGCCGCGCGCACCGGGAGCGGACCGGAGCAUGGCAGCGCUGGCGGCCGCGUCCCCCGGCGGGGAUGAGGCUCUGGAGGAGGACGAGGAUGAGCUGGAGCCGGGGCUGGACGAGGCGGAGGCCGAAGCGGAGGCCGGGAGCGGGGCGAAGCCGGCGGGGGGGUCCCGGGGGGCCGUGCUCACCCGGCGCGGCAUCACCCUGCGCGUCCUGCUCCGUGACGGGCUCCUGGAGCCGGCCCGCGGCGUCCUCUCCAUCUACUACCUGGGCAAGAAGUUCGUGGGGGACCUGGGUGCCGACGGGACCAUCACGUGGCAGGAGACCGGGCAGGUCUUCAACUCGCCCAGCGCCUGGGCCACGCACUGCAAGCGCCUGGUGAACCCUGCCAAGAAGUCCGGCUGCGGCUGGGCCUCCGUGCGCUACAAGGGCCAGAAGCUGGACCAGUACAAAGCCGCGUGGCUGCGGCAGCACCAGCCCAACGCGCCGCCCGCCGACGAGGUGCGUUGGGAGGGAGCCCCUUUGGGUGCCUCCCCGGGGUGCGGGGGUGCAGUGGGGCCAGCCCGGUGCUGCCCGCAGAGCCUGGCCAGCGAGGGCGAGGAUGAGGAGGUGCCGGAGGAGGAAGAGGAGGAGGCGGCGCGCGAGGGCCGGGCGCCGGUGCCGGAGCCGGUGGCUGCCAAGAAGCCGGAGGAGAGGAGCAAGAAGCAGCAGAGCAAGAGUGUGGCGGAGCCGGCGGGGACGGAGCACGGAGCCCCGGCCAAGAGGAUGGAGGGCAAAGCCCGUGCGCCCGUGCGGUACUGCAGCCUGGGCACCCGCGACUCCGCCAGGAACCCGCAGACCCUGGUGGAGGUGACGUCCUUCGCCGCCAUCAACAAGUUCCAACCCUUCAACGUGGCCAUUUCCAGCAACGUCCUCCUGCUCCUGGAUUUCCACAGCCACCUGACGCGGAGCGAAGUCGUGGGUUACCUGGGCGGGCGCUGGGACACCAACACUCAAUUGCUGACGGUGCUGCGAGCCUUCCCCUGCCGGACCCGCCUGGGCGAUGCCGAGGCCGCCGGUGCUGUGGAGGAGGAGAUCUGUCAGAGCCUGUUCCUGCGGGGGCUGUCGCUGGUGGGGUGGUACCACAGCCACCCCUUCGGCCCCGCGCUGCCCUCGCUGCACGACAUCGAUGCGCAGAUGGACUACCAGCUCAAGCUGCAGGGCAGCGGCAACAGCUUCCAGCCCUGCCUGGCCCUCAUCUGCGGACCCUACUACCAUGGGAACCCCGGCGUGGAGUCCAAAAUCGCACCCUUCUGGGUGAUGCCACCCCCCGAGCAACGGCCCAAUGACUACGGCAUCCCCAUGGACGUGGAGGUUGCCUAUAUCCAGGACGGCUUCCUCACCAACGAUGUCCUGCAGGAGAUGACGCUGCUCGUGGACUUUUACAAGGGAGCCCCCGACCUGGUGAAGUUCCAGGAGCUCUGGAGCCAGGAUCAGACCUACCUGGACAAGCUGAAGGGCUCGCUGGCCUCCCGCACCCCCAAGGACCAGAGCUUCAGCCACGUCCUGGAGCAGAUCUUCAGCCUCCUCAAGCUCAGCGGCUGAGGGACCAGGAGCGCCCUCGACUCGGAGCAGGCGCCGGGCGCAGCUCGGCUCAGCAGCCCCCAGCCCGUGGGGCGCAUCCAGACCCGGUGCGGGGCAGCGCCCACCCUGGGGGGCUCAGCGGGGGGGGUCCCAGCACCCCGCUCGCUCCUGCGCUGCCCUGGAGGUGCCGUGGUGGUGGUGGGAGCCGUGGCUGUCGUUGUGUGUGGAAGUGGUAGUUGAUUAAAGAGCAGUUCCUGAGA